This is a messenger RNA of Schizophyllum commune H4-8, 2348 nucleotides long. RefSeq lists its product as uncharacterized. NCBI's taxonomy places the organism in Eukaryota, Fungi, Basidiomycota, Agaricomycetes, Agaricales, Schizophyllaceae. The coding region runs from base 135 to 2249 and encodes 704 amino acids. The record is from RefSeq and is a predicted model, not a curated record. The transcript is spliced from 2 exons.
CCACACACGCCUAACUGCCCUACAGUCGCUCGUUAUACCACUGCCAUUCACUGCCCUGCCAGUACCAUUCACUGCAUUCACUGUACCAUCUUCCCAACCACUUCACACCUUGUCCCGCCCUCCGACACACGACGAUGGCGCCGACGUUCUCUUUCAUGACGCGCAGCGCGCCGAAAGCCAAGCCCGCGGAGGCGGCAUCCAUCCUCGCAGAGGCCGUCGCCGCCGCCGAAUACAGCAACGCUAUACCUCCCAGCACCUCCAUAACCGCCUCAAACUCCCUACCCUCCUCAAACACCCUACCCUCCUCCAACUCUUUACCCUCCACCAACUCCCCAUCCUCCGCGGACCAUCCCGACCCCUCCACCUCCACCUCCUCCGCCCUCUCAGGCUCCUACCACGGCCAAAUGCCCCACGUCGUCAUCGUCCCGCCCGAGGAGGACGACGAGGCGCCGUACACCUGCUUCGACGCCGCCAAGCCCGGCGGCGCUGACGACGAGGACGAGUACCUCCGCAACCCCAACGCCCUCGACGACGAGGAAGAAGACUUGGGCGACGACGACCUCUUCAACCAAGGCUCGCACCCCGACAUCGGUGCCGCGCCCGUGCUGCAAGUCCCCUCCCCAUUCCAACCGCGUCCUGCGGAGCCCGCCUACGAGGAGCACGAGCACCUCACGGACGAGGAGCGCGCGGAGCUGCUCGAGCUGGAGGGCCCCGGGAACGACUCCGAGGUCAUCGAGGUCAUCAAGGUGCGCCGGCACGGGACGCUGCCGACGGACAGCGAGGACGAGGACGGCGCGCGGGGGCGCGGCGGGAGGCGGGGGCGCGACAAGGGCAUGAAGCGCAGCAGCUCGGCGUUCAUCGCGCGCGCCUUCAUGACGAUGCGCGGGCGGAGCAAGGGCCCGGGGAGGGAGGGGAAAGGGAAGGAGCGGGAGGCGAGCGGUGUGGACGAGGGUAUGCAGGCGGAGGAAGCGGAGGUGCAGAUGGGAGAGAGGGACGCGGAGGAGGGGAAGAAGGCCAAGGAGGGAAAGAAGGAGAAGAAGGCCAGGGCAGCCAGCAAGCUCGGGAAGCGCGCCAAAUCCCAACAGCGCACGGACGACACCCGACGCGUCGUGAGCGAGACCGCGCGCCGCGGGAGCGUCACCAACGACUCCCGGCGCGUCGUCAGCGAGGCCGUGCCCCAUGUCGUCGGCGACAGCGCCCGCCGCGGGAGCGUCAGCAGCACGGCGAUGAAGCGCAGGCGCAGCGCGACGCUGCUCACGAAUAUCUUCCGCCCCUCCGCCGACACCGGCGCGCCCUCGUCAGGUCCUUCUGCGCAAUCAUUCGCAAAUGUCACACAGUCGUCAGCAGAGGCCACACAGUCGUCAGCAGAGGCCACACGGUCGCCCGCGGAUUCCCUCCCACCCUCCGACUCCUUGCCACCCUCCCCCUCCCCCCUCACCUCGCCCUCCGUGUUCUCCUUCCAAUCAGUACCCUCCCUGGGCGUCCCGGAGGAAGAGAAUGGCGCCGCGGUCGCUGGCGAUCCAUCGCCCCACGCCGUCACGUCGCCUACCCCAUCUGCCACGCGCCCCACGAAGCGCCGAUUCUCGAUGCUGCGGCUGAACCGCAUCUUCACGUCCUCCUCCGAUGAUGCAGCCACCGCUGAUGCUGCUUCGUCUACCUCUGCGUCUGCGCAAGGAGUUUCUUUUGCUGGCGCCUCCGCAUCCACGGGCCCUCACGACGACCCCACCACCACCACCACCGACCCCACAACGACCCCCGCCCUCUCCUCCGCGCGGACCUCGGACGGGUCCGACACCUCCGCGCGCCCGCCCUCCAUGUCGCGCGAGAGCACGCCGAGCACGGCCGCGGGGUCGAUGCCGCAGACGCCGGUGAGCGAGUGUGCGCCGGUGUUGCCGAUGUUGGGCGGGAGCAUGCCGGUGGUAAUCACUUUGAAUAAGGAUGAGAAGGAGGGUGGUGCGUCGUUGGAGCAAGGCGCCCGCAUAUCCGCGGAGGACACCGAUCAGACCCCGCGCCCCUCGCGUUCCUUCUCCGAGCGGUUCAGCAUGUCCUCCAAGUCGUCGGAAGCCAGCAGGUCGUCCGCGACGUCGUCGGCCUACAGUGCGUCGGUAGGAUAUGCGGCGGCGGCAGGCUACACCGCCGCGCCCACGCUCCCCACCAUCGCGGACACGAGCAUGGAGAUGCAGCUCGACUCGCUGCAUUUCGACGACCUGUCGUUCGACGUGGAUAAUUUCUUGGAGGGGGUGAACUAGGGGACAGUCGUGUUACUCGUUUGUGGUGGCGUAGUACUCAUUGGUGGCAGCACUGAGUGCAGGACUAGCUGCUCGCCGUUGGCAUGGGCUAUCCCUCUG